Molecule: messenger RNA, 4239 nt
Organism: Monosiga brevicollis MX1
Lineage: Eukaryota; Choanoflagellata; Craspedida; Salpingoecidae
Exons: 19
Coding region: 1-4239 (1412 amino acids)
Biological process (GO): error-prone translesion synthesis; error-free translesion synthesis
Cellular component (GO): nucleus
Molecular function (GO): damaged DNA binding; DNA-directed DNA polymerase activity; deoxycytidyl transferase activity
Source: RefSeq, a predicted model, not a curated record
AUGUUUUUCUCUCUCUGUCUCUCUCUCCUCUCUCUGUCUCUGUGUCUCUCUCUGUCUGUCUGUCUGUCUGUCUGUCUCUCUCUCUCUCUCUCUCUCUCUCUCUCUCUCUCUCUCUCUUUCGCGAUUUCACCCUGGCUCGUCUACUUUGAUGGGUGCGAGCAGAGUGAGUACAUGUCGAUGAAGAAAAGCAAGCUGCAAGACCAGUAUCAUCAAGCCGUUCCUGCCAAGAGUGAUAUCUUCCAGGGCCUCUUCAUGUACAUCAACGGGCGCACAGAUCCCCCAGCCGAGGACUUGCGAACCUUGAUCUUGGAACAUGGUGGCAGUCAUACCCUCUACUACUCUAUUACCCACGUGACCCAUGUCAUUGCCACCAACCUCUGCGGGGCCAAGAUCAAGGAUCUCAAGAAUAAGAAGAUUGUGACCCCGCAGUGGCUCUUGGAUAGCGUGCAAGCCGGAGCUCGGCUGCCCAUCGGACCGUAUCUAGUGUACCACCGCGAGGGCAUUAAUCAGCAGCGUCUCGACUUUGCUGCUGCUCCCACAACGGCCAAAACGACCCUGCACGGUUUGCACGAAGAUCCAAAUCAGCCGACCGAACCCUCCUCGCCGCCGCCGCUCGUGGGCGUGGUCUGCGAGCCGACAACAAUAUCCCCAGAGACCGUCCCGCAGGGGUCAAACUCUCCAUCGCCACCCCCUCGCCUGGCACCCACCUCGCCCGCGCCACCAGUGGCUGCAGCGACGCACACGGAUGCCAAUGAACCAAAGGGCGGGGAGCUGCGACGCUAUGGCCCCAUGGUCUCGGGCAACAAUCCCAACUUUAUCGAGCAGUACUAUGCCCAAUCACGGCUCCACCACCUGUCUACCUCUGGUGCCGAGGCCAAGGCCUACGUGCGACGCUUGCAGCGAGAAGCCGUGGCCGCGGGCCAGCAAUUAACUGCCUUUAGCACGGACUACACGCCGGGUCGGGUCAUCGUGCACAUUGACUUGGACGCGUUUUUUGUCUCCAUUGCUCUUCGAGAGCGGCAGGAGCUACAGGACCAACCGGUGGCGAUCGCCCAUUCGGGCCGCGAGGGCAGCAGUGAGAUCUCAUCUUGCAAUUACCCCGCUCGUCAAUUUGGCAUUCGCAACGGCAUGAGCAUGCGUCGUGCGCUGGCCGCUUGUCCCCAUCUCCAGACACUGCCCUAUGAAUUUGAUAAGUACAAGCUGGCCAGCCAGGCCUUUUAUCGACUCCUGACGGCACGCACGUUGCGAAUUCAAGCCGUCUCUAUGGACGAAGCGUACCUGGACCUCACGGGCCUUGUUCGCCCUGAUUACAGCCCCCAUCUCUGGCAGGCGGUCCAGCAACGACAGCACGAGGGUCACCCGCCUUUGUCGCCCGCACCAUUGCAGGAGGCAUCGCUGCCUGUCCCGACUCAAUCUGCCACCGAGUUUGUCGCUGAAUUGCGUACGGCCAUUGCAGAGGAACUUGGCAUUGCGGCCAGUGCUGGUAUUGGACCCAAUGUGUUGUUGGCCCGCUUGUGCACACGUCUAGCCAAGCCCAAUGGGCUCUACAGUUAUGCUGAAGCCAAUGUGGAGCGCUUUAUCGACCAGACGGCACUGAAAGAUCUACCUGGGGUUGGCUGGUGCACGGCAGGACGGCUGACCACCAUGGGCAUUGCCUCCUGCGCCGAUCUACGGGCUCUGCCCUUGGACCGGCUGCAAGCCGAUUUUGGUCACAAGAACGGGCAAGCCCUGUACAAUGCCUGUCGGGGCAUAGAUCCAUCCCCGCUCAAGGACAACGCCCCGCCCAAGUCGGUGUCCGUUGAGAUCACCUGGGGCGUGCGCUUCGACAAGGAUGCCCAGGUUGACACUUUUGUGAGCAACCUCUGCCGGGAGGUGUGCAGUCGCCUCGAGGCUGUAGGCCAGCUUGCCACUCGCGUGACGCUAAAGAUCAAGCAGCGCAAGCCCGAUGCCGGCGAUCCUCACAAGCGGCUCGGCCAUGGACCCUGCGACGAUCGCAACCGAUCAACUGCCCUACCCUCGCCGACUGACGAUCUGGCUACCAUCACGGCCACGUGCCUUGAAUUGACCCAUCUCUUGGCGGUGCCAGUUCUUGAUGUGCGAGCGUCGGCGACCGCCACGAGAACACCAGCUUCUGCCGCCGCUGCAAUGACGAUUGAUGCAUCAGUGCUGGCUGAACUGCCCGAGGAAAUUAGGAAGGAAUACGCACACCUGGUCCCGCCACAAGCAGCAGACUCGGACGAGCUGCUUGUCAUCGGGGCCACGCCGCCAGACGAAGAGCUGCUUCGUGUGAAUGGGCACAAUCGAACUGAACACACCGCCAUCAAGGAGGAUGAGGAUGAGGUGGACAGUAGCAUCGAAGUGUUGUCCAGCCGUGGCUGCGAUACGCCGGCCCCUGGCCGGGCUGCGGCGGCUGCCAUGCAGAGCGGUAUGGGGGAGGACCAUGCUGCAACACACACAGCCGUGCGUGGCCUGCCUUUGGUGCCCAGCGCCUCGCAGUCUAGCUUCAUCUCACCAUCACAAUGGAACGCCGAUGUGCUUUCCGAGCUUCCGCGAGAGCUGGUUCAACAGCUGAAGGAAGAGGCUUCUGCCGAGCGACGGCGGCGAGCAGAACGUGCUGCCGAAGCUCGUCGUAGCGAAGAGGUGCUUCGCACGCUGCAGGGGAGCGAGGGCAGUCCUCCACUGCCAGCUCGCAAGCGUGUGCAUGCUCUCGCAGACGGCGGUGGUGGCAGCGGGAUUCGCAUGGAUGUGAAUGCGGUGCCCUUGGCCGAGCAGCCGCUCGUGUCGCGUCGGCGCAAGACGCCCCAGCCUGCACUUCGAUCCACCUCGUUGGCGGCGCAAACUGGAGCAGCGGAGCCAGUGCGAGUGAUUGCACGGCCGCUGGCUUGGCGCCUUGGCUACAGCUCUCCCUCUCUGUGUUUCUCUCCCUCUCACAUGCCCCUCUACUUCCAAUCUCUCUCUCUCUCUCUCUCUCUCUCUCUCUGCGCGAAUGCGUCUGACAUUUUGUUCGAGAGGAGAAAAGAGAGAGAGAGCGCGCGCGCGCGCGGAGGACGACGACCAUGCUCGGUCAUCAUGUCGCUGGUUGCUGGUGCCAUCUUCAUGUUCACGGGCCCGGCUGUGAUCAUCAUCAACAAGAUGAUCCUGGUCGACUACGACUUUAACUAUCCAACUCUUCUCGCCAGCGUUGGCGGAUUCGCUAGUGCCGGCGUGGCAGGCAUCCUCCUCGUCUCGGGCAAGUCCAAACUGCAGCACGAGCAUGUGGUCGAUCGCCGCUUUUUCCUGACCAGCAUUCUUCCCGUCGCUGUUUUCGGUGGACUUGCUCUGACAACUGGCAACAUGUCCUACAGCUAUCUGACCGUCAGCUUUAUACAGAUGCUCAAGGCGCUCACCCCCGUUGCGACAAUGGUCCUGCUGACCUCGGCUGGUUUGCUCAAUCCCAAACCGCAAGCCAUGUAUGCAGUCUUUGCAAUGACGAUUUUUACAGCGGCAGCAGCAUACGGCGAGUUGAAUUUCAAUCUGGGUGGUUUCCUCGUCAUGACAGCCAGCGUGGGUUUGGAGUCGAGCAAAAUGCUAAUGACACAGAAGCUAUUUACGGGCAAGGUGGCCUUUUCCGUGGUCGAGUCGCAAUACUAUCUCGGUCUUCCCACUGGCGUGGUCCUGAUCGGUGUUGCCAUGUAUGAAGAGCUGCCACGCAUGUUCCAGUCUGGAGACUAUCAACGGUUGUCAGAACUGGGUAUGCCGCUGACGCUGAGCAUCCUGUUGACAUUGGCGGUCAUCUAUUCCUCUUUUUUUGUCAUCAAAGUGAUGAACAGUCUCAUGCUCAAGCUGUUGGCCGCGGUGCGCAACGCGCUUUUGGUGAUGUUUUGCGCCCUGGUGCUCGGAGAGCAAGUCUCCGCCUGGCAAGGCGUCUGCUACGUGGCCACGCUGAUCCCGAUUGUCCAGAUCGGCAUGUCCAUUGGCCCAAACCUCACGCAUCACUGGCCUAUCGUGAUGUGUGUGUGUGUGUGUGUGUGUGUGUGUGUGUGUGUGUGUGUGUGUGUGUGUGUGUGUGUGUGUGUGUGUGUGUGUGUGUGUGUGUGUGUGUGUGUGUGUGUGUGUGUGUGUGUGUGUGUGUGUGUGUGUGUGCCCUGCGAUAACCCGACCUCUACCCUGCCCCCGCUCAACCCGACAUCCCCAUUCUUGCCUGUUCCGAGCCGGAUUGUUUUUAGUUCCGAGUCUGCUGUUGCCACAUCUACAUGUUAG